AUGACCGGUUUGAACGGUCGACCUGAGGUUAUUGUGGAAGGAGCUCCUGAUCCUGAUGGUCCAUGGAAAGAGUUCGAGUUUUAUUCAAAACCUGGGAAUGUUUCUCAAGCCCCUGUUUUCGUUUUGCCACAUCAACCACGAUUGGACUGGCAGAUGUGGUUUGCGGCUUUAGGCUCAUAUCGCUACAACCCGUUUUUCUUGAGCUUGGUUCAUCACUUGAUGGAAGGUACCCCUGAAGGUUCGGUUUACUUAGUGGCAUUUUCUUGUUUCUGUCACUGCUCA
Ostertagia ostertagi is the source of this 282-nucleotide messenger RNA. The record is from the annotation of a GenBank genome assembly. NCBI's taxonomy places the organism in Eukaryota, Metazoa, Nematoda, Chromadorea, Rhabditida, Trichostrongylidae.